AAGAUGAAAGAAACCGCUGAAAACUAUCUUGGAGAAAAGGUAACUCAAGCAGUUAUUACUGUACCAGCUUAUUUUAAUGAUGCUCAACGUCAAGCAACUAAGGACGCUGGAAAAAUUGCCGGUUUAGAAGUAUUAAGAAUUAUCAAUGAACCAACAGCUGCUGCAUUAGCAUAUGGUUUUGAUAAAGCUGAAAGUAAAAUAAUAGCUGUAUAUGAUUUAGGUGGAGGUACAUUUGACAUAUCAAUUUUAGAGAUUGGUAAUGGGGUAUUUGAGGUCAAAUCUACCAAUGGUAAUACGUUCCUAGGAGGAGAAGAUUUUGAUUCGAGAGUUCUAGAUUACUUGAUUGAUGAAUUUAAAAAAGAAAGUGGUAUCGAUUUACGCAAGGAUUCUUUAGCUUUGCAGCGCUUAAAAGAAGCCGCUGAAAAAGCUAAAAAAGAAUUAUCAACUGUAGCGCAAACUGAUGUUAACUUACCUUAUAUUACUGCUGAUAGUUCUGGACCUAAACAUUUAAACAUAAAAUUUACUAGAGCUAAAUUAGAAUCCUUAGUAGCGGCGCUAAUUGAUGAUACAAUAGAACCGUGCAGGAAAGCAUUGCAAGAUGCUAAGUUAAAAGCUUCUGAUAUUCAGGAAGUGGUCCUAGUUGGUGGGAUGACUAGAAUGCCAAAAGUUAUUGAAAGGGUGAAAGAGUUUUUUGGUCGUGAACCACAUAGAGGAGUCAAUCCAGAUGAAGUUGUUGCCUUAGGAGCUGCUAUCCAAGGUGGAGUGUUAAAUAAAGAAGUAACUGAUAUAUUGUUGUUGGACGUUACUCCUCUAUCUUUAGGUAUUGAAACUCUUGGAGGAGUAUUCACCAGGUUGAUUGAUCGUAAUACUACCAUUCCAACUAAAAAGAGCCAAAUUUUCUCUACAGCUGAGGAUAAUCAACAUGCUGUAACUAUUAGAGUUUUUCAAGGUGAAAGAGACAUGGCCGCUGAUAAUAAGUUACUUGGUCAAUUUAAUCUUGAUGGUAUACCCCCUGCAAGUCGAGGAGGUCCACAAAUUGAAGUAACUUUUGAUAUAGAUGCUAAUGGUAUAGUGAAAGUUACUGCCAAGGAUAAAUCUACUGGUCAGGAACAGAAAAUGACUAUUCAGGCUUCAGGAGGUCUUAGUAAGGAAGAAAUUGAACAAAUGGAAAAAGAAGCAGAAAAAAAUGCUGAAGAGGAUAAAAAACGUCGUGAAUUAAUAGAAGCUAGAAAUCAUGCUGAUAGUUUAAUUUAUUCAACUGAAAAAACUCUGAAAGAACAGGAAGGUAAAAUAUCAGCCAGUGAAAAACAAGAAAUAGAGACUACGAUAACAGAGUUGAAAGCAGCGUUGGAUUCUGGUAAUGUGGAACAGAUUAAAGCAAAAACAGAUGCUUUGAUGGUUAGUAGUAUGAAAUUGGGAGAGAAUAUGUAUAAAGAUGGAGUAUCUGAUAAUAAUACUGAUGAAAAAGCUACAGCUAAUAAUGAUGAAAAAGUAGUUGAUGCUAAU
This is a messenger RNA of Protopolystoma xenopodis, 1506 nucleotides long. The record is from the annotation of a GenBank genome assembly. Lineage: Eukaryota; Metazoa; Platyhelminthes; Monogenea; Polystomatidea; Polystomatidae.